Molecule: messenger RNA, 2837 nt
Organism: Drosophila gunungcola (fruit fly)
Lineage: Eukaryota; Metazoa; Arthropoda; Insecta; Diptera; Drosophilidae
Gene: insc
Exons: 4
Coding region: 144-2705 (853 amino acids)
Biological process (GO): establishment of mitotic spindle orientation; regulation of asymmetric cell division; asymmetric cell division
Cellular component (GO): apical cortex
Molecular function (GO): cytoskeletal adaptor activity
Source: RefSeq, a predicted model, not a curated record
ACUGUCAAGAUUGCGGUGACCAAAAAUAAUCAAAUGACACGUGCUUGAAAUAUAAAUUUUACUAUCCAUCAGUGGCGAGCAAAGCAACAAUAACAGAAGCCAAAUUUGGGAUUACCUCGGCAUUGUUUAUACAAGAAAACGGCAUGUCCUUUCAGCGCAGCUACAGCAAGGUCUGGUGGGGCUCGGAGCAGUCCUCCUCCCUGACCAGCGGUGGUUUCUAUUCGAGCUUCAACGGCGGCAGCAGCAGCAGCACCAGUAACUUCACCCCUAGGCAGCCCACCUCCCUCGGCCCCCUGGGCAAUCUGUCCUGCAUUCAGGAGGUGGAGGACGAGCAGAACACCUCAAAGCUAUCCUGGCACAAACACGAUAGUCCAGGCAGUCUACGCAGUCAGGAUUCGGGCUUUUCGGACAAUGAGGAAUCGCAUCAGCUGCAGCAUCAGCAUCAGGAAUCGCCGCAUUCGCCGCAAUUGGACAAGCAGCAAACGCCCACGGCCACGCCCACAUCAGUACAUUCGGUGGCCACGCCCCCCACGGUGGUGCGCCGGGUGGGCAACUCCUCGUUCUACUCACCGCUGGUCAAUGUUACGCGGCGAAUUUCCUUCAGCAGCGGCCAGAUUACGCCCAAGGCGAAAUCCGGAGACGAGGAUGCAGUGGACGCGGAGCUGGAGGCCAGCCGUAGCCGUCUGUUCGAGCAGCUCGACAGCAUGAAACUGGACGAUGAGGCGGCAGCCGAGGAGGAGCAGGAUUCGCCACCACGUCCGGCCAUAAGACGCCGCCGGCGACUGAUGCGGAAAAUCAAACCGGAACCGGAAGAGGCUUCGGCAAGUGAGGAGGAAGUGGUAACAGCGCCACCACCUCCGCCGCCGUACAACAACGAAACUGUUUACUUGGGCGAGGCGCCACCGCCCUACAACAACGAAACAGUGACCUUUGGAUCCACCGAGCAGGAUGAAACCCUUCAGUUGCAACCAUCUCCCUUGCGAGUGAGGGCUUUGAGAUUCACAGCUAGUACCAGUACGCCCAAAAGUGGCUCAAAGAUAGCGAAAAAGUCGAGGAAGCACCCGGAACCGGUGGCCAGUUGGAUGACGGAGCAGCGUUGGGCCGGCGAACCGGAGGUGAUGUGCACCCUGCAGCACAAGUCCAUUGCCCAGGAGGCGUAUAAGAACAACACGAUCACCACGAGUACCGUUUGCAAGCUGGUCAGGCAGCUGCAGCAACAGGCCCUAUCGCUACAGGGGCACUUCGAGCGCAGCGAGCGGGUGCUCAGCGGACUGCAGGCCAGUUCUCUGCCGGAAGCCCUCGGCGGAGCCACCCAACUGUUGUCCCACCUGGACGACUUCACCUGCACGCUGGAGCGUCGGGGUGUGUUCUUCAACGAUGCGAGAAUCGAAAGGAGACGCUACGAGCAACACUUGGAGCAAAUCCGCACGGUGAGCAAGGACACGAGGUACUCGCUGGAGCGACAGCACUACAUCAAUCUGGAGUCGCUGCUCGACGAUGUGCAGCUGCUAAAGAGGCAUACUCUGAUCACCCUGCGACUGAUCUUCGAGCGGCUGGUUCGUGUCUUGGUGGUCAGCAUCGAGCAGAGUCGGGACGAUCUCCUGCUGAGGGCCAAUAUCAACUGGGUGGCCACACUGAUGAACAUUGACUAUGACGGAUUUGCCUCCCUGACCGACGCCUUCGUCCAGAACGAGGCAGUGCGAACCCUGCUGGUUGUGGUGCUGGAUCACAAGCAGAGUUCCGUGCGGGCCUUGGCACUCCGAGCCCUGGCCACUUUGUGCUGUGCUCCACAAGCCAUCAAUCAGCUGGGCAGUUGUGGGGGCAUCGACAUUGUGAGGGACAUCCUGCAGGUGGAGUCCGCCGGCGAGCGGGGAGCCAUUGAGCGAAGGGAAGCCGUGUCUUUGUUGGCUCAGAUCACGGCCGCCUGGCACGGACCGGAGCACCGAGUGCCCGGCCUGAGGGAUUGCUCUGAGAGCCUGGUGGCCGGACUGUCUGCCCUCUUGCAGCCGGAGUGCUGUACCCAGACCCUCCUCCUCUGCGCCGCUGCCCUCAACAAUCUGAGUCGGAUGGAGGCCACUUCGCACUACUCCAUCAUGUCCAACGAGGCCAUCUUCCGACUGAUCGACACCCUGGAACACCAGAGCUGCGCCAGUGUUUUCCUCUACGAGCAGAUCGUUGGGAUGCUGCACAACAUGUCGCUGAACAAGAAGUGCCACAGCCACUUGGCCAACGGCAUCAUCAUAAAUUUUAUCACGUCCGUGUACCAAACGGAAUUCUACAAGACCUACGGCUCACGUGCGGAGUGCGAUGCCCAGCGCCGCAGCAUCAAGACCAUCCUGCACACGCUGACGCGCCUGGCCAGCGAUUCGCCCACCCUCGGAGCGGAGCUCCUGGAGCAGUGGCAUCUGCCGGAUCUGCUGCGCCAGUCGCUGGCCCUCAAGCCUUCCUCCAGUUCGCCGCUUCAGCACCUGGACAGCAGUUACGGCGGGGACAUAUCCCACUUGGCGCGUCAACUGCUCGGCGUCCACCGGCAGGAACAACAGCUGCUGGCCACUCCCACGCCAGCGGGAUCCUUCUCCAGUGGUCACCAGACGCCCGAGGCCCAGACCCAGACCAGCUCCAGCUCCAGCAGCAAAAGCAAGGCCAAAUCGUCCUCGUCGUCGCUGCUCAAAUUCAAUUUAACACGUCAGGAGAGUUUCGUCUAGUUUUCACCACCUGCGGGGAAGGGGACUCGCAAAGAUGGGGUAUCCCACAUGCACAGCAGAGCUAUGCAGAGAAAUUAUAUAGCUUAUUUACACCAGUUUCAAAAUGUCAAUACCAUCAAUAUCAAGUUAAUC